Molecule: messenger RNA, 500 nt
Organism: Lepus europaeus (European hare)
Lineage: Eukaryota; Metazoa; Chordata; Mammalia; Lagomorpha; Leporidae
Gene: S100A13
Product: S100 calcium binding protein A13
Exons: 3
Coding region: 132-428 (98 amino acids)
Biological process (GO): positive regulation of canonical NF-kappaB signal transduction; positive regulation of cell population proliferation
Cellular component (GO): perinuclear region of cytoplasm
Molecular function (GO): RAGE receptor binding
Source: RefSeq, a predicted model, not a curated record
GGGGAGUGGCUCUCGCCUCCUCCCCCCGGUGCUUAUAAACCUCAGCCCUGCGCUGUCGCUCGCCGCCGCGCCCAAUCUCUUGGUCCUGGUCAGCCCCUUGACAUCGUCAGCUGCAAACCCCCCUGGGCCUGAUGGCAGCCGAGCCACUGACGGAGCUGGAGGCGGCCAUCGAGACGGUGGUCACCACCUUCUUCACGUUUGCAGGGAAGGAGGGCCGGAAGGGCAGCCUCAGCGUCAAUGAGUUUAAGGAACUGGUCACCCAGCAGUUGCCUCACCUGCUCAAGGAUGUGGGCUCCCUGGAUGAGAAGAUGAAGAGCUUGGAUGUGAACCAGGACUCGGAGCUCAAGUUCAGCGAGUACUGGAGACUGAUUGGAGAGCUGGCGAAGGAAAUCAGGAAGGAGAAGGCUCUGGAGAUCCGGAAGAAGUAGAGCUGGCUGGCCGGCCGGGACGGGCGUGGGCAAGCAGGACCCGCUGCCCCCAAUAAAGUUUCUCCCUUGGAA